Folsomia candida is the source of this 1896-nucleotide messenger RNA. It is a transcript of the gene Dmtn, whose product is annotated as transmembrane and coiled-coil domains protein 1. The coding region runs from base 135 to 1538 and encodes 467 amino acids. Gene Ontology annotation, cellular component: endomembrane system. The record is from RefSeq and is a predicted model, not a curated record. NCBI's taxonomy places the organism in Eukaryota, Metazoa, Arthropoda, Collembola, Entomobryomorpha, Isotomidae. The transcript is spliced from 10 exons.
GGUUGGGGAGGGUCAGUCAGGGUAUUACAAACAAAACCAUUACUCAGAGUCAAAAGGAGAGAAACCAGUAACAGUAUUACACAUUCCUAUUUUAAACCACGUGUCUGUCGUUGGACUGUUACGAUUUGGAAUGGAUGAAUAUGAAUGACAGCCUGCAAUAUUAUAACUCUGAUCUCGAAACCACUGCCAUAAAUUCAUCCGCUACUCCCACGAUCCAGACAUUACAACAAAAGAUUAACAGAGCCAAGAAGCGAAUUUUGGAGGAGCAGAAAACGCGAGACGAGAAUGUGGAAGAAUAUCUAAAGAUGGCCGCUGUAGCGCAGCGAACCCAAUUGCCUCAAGUGAAAGCGGUCUUUGAAAAAAGAAAUACGAAGGCGGCCACUCGAAUUGCGGCAUUACAACGGAAGUUGGAACGUUACCAGCAGGACGUACAGGAGUUAGAAAAAAGGUCCAAAGAUGUAAGUCCAGUCCGUGGAGAAGUAGGAAUUACUCCUAAAAAUAUUCACGAUCAUCGAUUCGGAAGUGAAGCAUCUGGUUCUUCCACAGCCUCAUCGCAUAGGGCAUCGAAAGGACGACUGCAACACGUUAGUCAUGGCAUCAAGUCUGUCAGUGAAAAUCUGAAGGAUGGAAUCACUGGGAUUUCAGGAACCGUUAUCUCAAAGCCAAAAGAAAUUGCGUCGUAUUUAAUGAAGCAAAAGUUUGGAUCUGCGGAUAAUAUUCCUCAUGUUAUUACUCGGGAGCCUGAUGGGACCCAUUCUGCUGGAGUUUAUCAUGGAUCUGCUAACAUACCCGCAACUGCAGAAAUAAGCAAAGGGAGUGGGACCCUGCAAGGUCGGCAAAUUCAUGCUGCUGCUGAUGAUGAACAGCAAGCAUCAGAAUGUUCCGAAUCGGCACAAAGCAGUAGUAUUGGUCAGGAUCACAAAAUUAGUCAUAGCCAUGCAGAUAUGAAAAUUAUUGUUCAGCAACUACAAGAAAUUCGUGAUGACUUUAGCAGUUUUAGGGAAGACUUUGAUACGUUUAAAAACCAAGUCACAGCAGACAGCAGCUUCAUUUGCCAGGGUCUUCAAGAGGAAAGAUUUCGUGCUGAACGUUUAGAGGAACAAGUGAACGAUUUGACGGAACUACAUCAAGCAGAAACUGGGAAUUUGAAACAAGCACUUGCCGAUGCAGAAGAAAAACUUAGUUAUCAAAGCGAAGAAAGAUUACGCGAUUUGGCAGAGAUGUUGGAAGCGUGUCAAACAAAGAUAUCAAGAUUGGAACAGCAACAACAGCAAUUGGUCACUAUUGAAGGGAUUGAAAACUCUGCAGCUCGAGACUUGGCUGUUAAAUUAGUCAAUGUUGGGUUGACAAUGUUGCAAUUAUGUUUAUUAUUGGUCGCAACGGUGGCAUCCGCAUUAGCUCCAUUUCUAGGGUCAAGAGUCCGCCUCUUUACGUCACUUUUGGUUGGUUUGGGGGUAUUCAUGCUUUCAAGAAAAUGGCCCCAAGUUCAAGAAGCACUUGGAAAUCUGUGGACUGACCUAUUCGAUCGUAGUUUAUAGGCACAAAUAUAACGUAUAUAUAUUUGCUUGAUAUUACAAUAUUAUUGUGAUAAUCGUUUUCCAUUUCCAGCCUAUUAUUUGUAUUUACGCAAUUAUUGUAGUACUUAGUUCCUUUGCCUCGCAUAAAUCGGGUUUGGCUUAUAAGACUAUGACUAAUAAUUUAUGAACUAAUACCUACAGUGUGUCUGCGCUGGGCUAUUAAACAGAGCAAGAACACAUUAAUGAGAAAAAAUGCUUUAAGAUUUUAAAAUAUCUAAUAUGAUAGGAACGCCAUAAAUGGUUUUUAUUAUGUAAACUACAAAAUUACGAAAACAUUAUUCGUAGAGAAGAAAUAAACUCAAUCGUACGUUUUUAUAUA